AUGUUUUCCGCAGCCAAGAAGCUGUCCGCGAAGGUCAAGGAGGCCUUCAUCAUUCCCGGGGAGGGUCUCCUUGCCUUCGGCGAGAAGAAAAAGAAGAAGUCCACCACCAGUGGCACCACCAUCAGGCGCUUGGCCUUCAAGGCCAAGAGGAAGGUCAAGUUUGCUUGGCCCAAGAGGAAGAAGGCCACUGUCGUCCCUGUCGACGACAACAUGGUCGGCCUCUUGGCCGACUUCCAUGACAACCCGGGCGCCUUGUUGAUCCUUUCAACCCUCAAGACGAGGGCCGAGUUCCCAGGCCUUCUUAUACAAAGAGGUUUGGUGCGUACUGAGCGCGAGCUCCAGGGUUGGCGGCGAGCUGUAGCCUACGCCACCCAAACGCCUACGACACCACCACCAACGCCGGCCGCCAGAAGACUCGAGAGGAGGAGAGAGGAGGAGGGGGAGGAAGCUGGGGUGCUCGGUGUCGAAGGGUGGGGAUGGGGGGACGAUCGGGAGGAGAGGAGCUUUCUACGCGUGGCUCGUUGGGUUCUCGGCUGGGCCACUGGCUGCUGA
This is a messenger RNA of Sordaria macrospora k-hell, 552 nucleotides long. RefSeq lists its product as uncharacterized. NCBI's taxonomy places the organism in Eukaryota, Fungi, Ascomycota, Sordariomycetes, Sordariales, Sordariaceae. The record is from RefSeq and is a predicted model, not a curated record.